CGUACUCGUACGUUGCGUUGGAGCAGCAAUGUUGGGCUCCUCAGUGUGUGUUACAUGAGAUGGUCAUCAUUGCAUGAAGCUACGCACAUCGAAAAAAAGGUUUAGAAAGCUGCAAACUGAAGGCAAGUAAGUGUUUCAGUUCAUUAUUAUCAAAAUGCAAAACACAUUACACCCGUCAGUGCAUUUGUUGAUAUGGUUUGUGAUACUGCUUUUAUACAGUGUGCAUGCUAACGAUGUUAAGCUAUGUUCCGAACAGGAAUCAGUGGAUAUUACCAACGGCAUAGACUAUGGAAACGGAAGCGUUUUAUAUCGUGGAGUGCAAUACAGUGCUUCUCAGUAUUUUCAAGACGGAAACGUACGAAGAGGAUGCAUUUGUCUUUUACGUCAAUGCAUAUUCGUAUGCGACGCUGAAGAAUGGGCGAGCGUUGGGUUGAAAGAGCUCUAUGCCAAUGUAUCCGAUGCUACCGGUGCGGACAAUCGUAAGGUGAACCUGGCGAUAGAUAGCCGCUACUACUUGAUUUUAGAACAGCCUUCCUGUGAUGGAGAUUGGUUGGUGUUAGAACAGGAUCACGUCAAUAUCACAUCGAAGGGAGAUCUAAGCCUGAAUGAUUACAUCUUUAGUUAUCCACAAUUCUGUAUGCUACCAAAGAACGGAAUCGGUGAAUUCCAUGCUUCGUACUGCGAGCCCGAAAUGAGUGAUUUGCCGCAUCAAAUAUAUGCCUUCGGCUUCCUGGUGUCUUUACCCUUUCUUGUGGCUACCUUUGCGGUUUACGCUAUUCUGCCAGAACUGCAGAACGUGUCAGGCAUGUCACUGAUGUGCUACGUGGCAGCGCUCGCCAUAUCCUUUUUAUUGCUGGCCAUGGGACGAUUGGACAUCUAUGACUAUCAGUCCGUUAUGUGUAGAGUCUCCGCAUAUACAUUAUACUUUACGUUGAUGGCCAGCUUCUUUUGGCUCAACGUCAUGUCCUUUGACAUCUAUUGGACACUUGGUGGAAGCCGUGGACAAACGACUGAGCGGAUGAAGUUCCUCUAUUACUCUCUGUAUGCUUGGGGCACACCGUUUUUACUCCUAUCGUUGAUUCUUCUCUUCGAUCACACGGAGAUUAUUAGCUACCACCUAAGACCGAAUGUUGGUGAAGAAGGAUGUUUCCUCAAGGAGGAAAAGCUGACGCAGUUCCUCCACUUGUACUUACCAUUAGUACUACUAACCACUGCGAACAUAUUCUUCUACGCUAUCACUGCUAAACGCAUUUACCAAAGCAAUCAGACUGAUGCCGGAACGAUUAAUGGCAAUUCGGGGCGCCAAUCAAAGCGUGAAAAUGAUCGGAGCAGAUUCGGCCUAUAUCUGCGCUUGUUCUUUGUCAUGGGAAUUACCUGGUCGCUAGAAAUAGUAAGCUGGCUAAUAACUGAACCGAAUACAGCUUCUCCGUCAUGGGUAGUGUACGUUCUGGAUGUUUGCAACUGCCUUGCAGGCAUAAUCAUCUUUUUGCUAUUCGUCUGGAAUCAAAAAGUGAAGAAUCUGUUGCUUCAGCGAUUCGGCACACGAGAAAGUACUGCUAGACAUGGCUGCACUAUGUACACUGCUGCUCAAACGACGGAUGUAGAAAAUUCUAAGGACUUUAUCAAGAUGGUUGAAACAAAUUGAUGUCGCAAAUACCCAACUUUAAGCUUAGCAACCUGGUUUUAACACAAAUGAACCAUAUACACAGGAAUACAUGAAACCGGUUGUGUUGAAAUAGCCGCAUCAUUUCUUACAGGAAAAUAUUAUCGCUACAGUACCUUGCAAAUGUCUCGUAGUAUGUUUUUUUAUCAGGUUACAUUCAUGCCAAUGUAUACUUAUAAAUUAGUCUAGCGCGAUUCUGGGCUACUUAAUUCUAACACGAGCCGACACUCAAACAAAAAUCUCAAGGUGUAAUGUAUGCAGGAUGCUCCAGAAUAGAUAUCACCAUUUUAAACAUGCUUGUAACAUCAACAAGGUAAUUUCUAUUAGUUUACUAUUAGUCAAAUACUACAGUUAAAGCAUUACUGUUAGACUAUUACUUUUACUAAUUCGUUGUGAUGGACGUUUUUCAUGAGUAAACCCAUCAUCUCUAUCUCAUUUUCAUUUUCACCAUUUUCAAGCAUCAUUUUCAGCGUCAGACUUUGCAUAAUUCGGUGGUACAAAAUAAUUUACGCUGGUUUCGACCAUAAAAUUGUAUUUAAGUUUACACAACCUUAU
This is a messenger RNA of Anopheles darlingi, 2218 nucleotides long. Its product is annotated as G-protein coupled receptor Mth2-like. Gene Ontology annotation, biological process: G protein-coupled receptor signaling pathway; cell surface receptor signaling pathway. Gene Ontology annotation, molecular function: G protein-coupled receptor activity. Bases 155 to 1645 code for a protein of 496 amino acids. Gene Ontology annotation, cellular component: membrane. The record is from RefSeq and is a predicted model, not a curated record. The transcript is spliced from 7 exons. Lineage: Eukaryota; Metazoa; Arthropoda; Insecta; Diptera; Culicidae.